Messenger RNA from Nerophis lumbriciformis (worm pipefish), 405 nucleotides. The record is from RefSeq and is a predicted model, not a curated record. Lineage: Eukaryota; Metazoa; Chordata; Actinopteri; Syngnathiformes; Syngnathidae.
AUGGCGACUGCGCGAGAGAAAGAAGCUUCCGCUUACCUGGAAAAGCACAAAAUCUUCGACCUCAUGAAAAACCUCACGAGCAUGCUGUUCUUCUAUAGACCCGACGAUCCCAAAGAGUUUCUCAUCGAGAAAUUACAACAGCUAAAAGAGGCUCGAGACAGCGGUCAAAAAGCACCCAGUCUGCUGAGCCAUUCCAAUCUGGACGCAGCGUUUGGCAUAGUAGAUCCGGCCAAUGACAGACACAUUACGUUUGCACAAUACAAACAGGCUCUUAUCUCAUUGGGAAUGAAAGACAUCAACGAGUGUCCUGAUGGUGUAAAUGAUGACAAAAUAUCCUAUGAUACUUUCAUAACAGAAGGGAUGCUAAGCCUGGAGAAAUGCUCUGCCACUUACAAGCAACCUUGA